UGCUCUGCCAUGUCGAAGCCCACUCAAAACCGUGUGCUUUUUCUCAGUCUUUUCUAUUGCAGCGAAAGCGUCCACUCUCUCUCUCUCUCUCACCGUUUCUUAAAUCAAACAGUUCACAGAACUUUCUUUCUGAUCUUCCUUUAACCAACGAAACAGCUCCGAUAUACGCAGAAAUUAAGUAUCAAAGUCGUUGCUUUCACAAUUGAUAAGUGUCUCUGCUCAUUUUGUGACAGCAAGUGAGCCUGUAGCAUUUUCCUCCAAGAUGUUCUCAUUGCCUGAUUCUCAAAAAAGACCAAAGAAUGGUUCCAAAAGGUGAUUUGGUUAUUAUUGGCAUAUCUGUUGGUCUGGCUCUUGGCCUUUUUAUAGCAGCCCUUGUGUUUUUUGGCAUACGGUGGUACAAAAAACGUGCUCAUCUGCGACAAUGUGCAAAUGACCGUAGUGCAACAACUCUUCCCCUGAUACGCACAAAUGGCCUAGGUACAAGCAUUGAUUAUAGUGCUUCUAUCUCAAAUUCUAUUGCAGACAAGGGAUCAGAUUUCCUUGCCAAAAAUUCUCAGCCAUCGUGGUGGAGUCACCGUAGUAAAGAUCGGUUUGCUUCAGCAUCUGGCAUACCAAGAUACUCUUUCAAGGACGUUCAGAAAGCUACACAAAACUUCACAACUAUUUUGGGAGAGGGAUCUUUUGGUCCAGUGUGUAAAGCUACUAUGGCUACUGGUGAAGUAGUUGCCGUGAAGGUUCUUGCUUCUGAUUCAAAACAGGGAGAGAAAGAGUUUCAAACAGAGGUAUCUCUACUAGGUAGGCUGCAUCACCGUAAUCUGGUGAAUUUGGUUGGAUACUGUGUAGAUAAAGGCCAACACAUGUUAAUUUAUGAGUUCAUGAGUAACGGAAGCCUGGCGAACCUUCUAUAUAGUCAAGAGGAGCUGGUAUUGAGUUGGGAAGAACGGCUUCAAAUAGCUCUUGAUAUUUCACAUGGAAUUGAGUAUCUUCAUGACGGGGCAGUCCCACCCGUCAUACAUAGGGAUUUGAAGUCAGCGAACAUAUUGCUAGACAGAUCGAUGAGAGCCAAGGUUGCUGAUUUUGGACUGUCGAAAGAAGAGGCCUUCGAUGGCCACAAAUCAGGCAUUAAAGGAACAUACGGCUACAUAGAUCCUGCUUACAUAUCCACAAACAAGUUCACGAUGAAGAGUGACAUAUACAGUUUUGGCAUUAUCCUUUUUGAACUCAUCACAGCCAUCCACCCUCAUCAAAACUUGAUGGAAUAUGUCAAUCUUGCGGCUAUGAGCCCAGAUGGUGUGGAUGAAAUUCUUGACGAGCGACUUGUGGGAGAGUAUAACAUUGUAGAAGUGAGAGGCCUAGCUAGCAUUGCCCACAAAUGCUUGCACAAAACACCCAGAAGGCGGCCUUCGAUUGGAGAAGUUUCGCAGGCCAUAUUGAAGAUAAAACAGAGGCAACUUGCCAAAGAAGAUACCAUGUCUUUUGCAGGAGAAGAUCUUUCACGUAUGAUAAGCCGGAUAGAGCUUCAACAAGUGGAGCUGAGUAAGAUGGCCAGCAUAAAAAUAACUGCAUGACAUUGUUUUUAAUCUCGCUCAACCUUUACCUUUCCCCUUCGAGUACAUGAAAUAUAGAGGAACGAAUCAUGUUUCACCACACACACACACACACACAUUUGCUUCUUCAGGGCAAUUGUUGUAACAGCCCCAUCAUAGGUCAGUCUGAGCCUGUUCUGGAUCAGUACAUUGUAUGACUAGCAAAUGUUAAAUGUAAGCACCUCAGCAACACCAUAUACCCAGUCAUGAAUCCAAUAUCAACGGGAAAAAGUUUUUGUUUGUGAUAGUGUAAAUUUAUUGCUACAUGUGGUUGCUAGUUGGGACUUAUUUCAAACAGAUUCAAUUGAUUAAACAUGUACCAAAAUAAUUGAACAGUGAAUUGCAGCAAAAUGAACAAUCUGCAACCA
This is a messenger RNA of Camellia sinensis, 1954 nucleotides long. RefSeq names its product Protein kinase superfamily protein (gene CRLK2). The record is from RefSeq and is a predicted model, not a curated record. Gene Ontology annotation, molecular function: ATP binding; protein kinase activity. Gene Ontology annotation, biological process: protein phosphorylation. NCBI's taxonomy places the organism in Eukaryota, Viridiplantae, Streptophyta, Magnoliopsida, Ericales, Theaceae.